UCUGCAACAACCCUUUCAGUGUUCGUGUAACCGUUUCAGUUGGCUAUACAUUUGAAAGAAAAGCACCGGCACAUUCAGGCAGAGCGUGCCAUUGGCGUUGCAUAUUGCUUUUAAGCAAUUUUGAGUCAUAAGAAAUUGAUCACAAUGGGAAGUCCCUUACGCAGUGGAAAAAUCAGAAAGUCUAAUGAGACAAUGAGGUUCACUGUAACAGUUUUUCUUGGAGUUGUUUUUGGCUUCCUUCUGGGAAUUUCGUUUCCAACACUCUCAUUAGCUAAGAUAAAUCUCCCCUCUGGCCUUUUCCCAUCAAUUGAUCUCACAAAGAUUGAGGACGACGAUUAUUCAACUAUUUCAACCAAGGGAAUUUGGGAUGCAUGGGUUUCUUUUAGCCGCGACAGAAGCAAUUUCAAUGGAAUUCAAAAAUAUGACGAGGCCAAUAUAUGGGUUCCCACAAAUCCUCGAGGGGCUGAAAGGUUACCCCCCGAUAUAGUCAGACCCGAGUCAGAUCUUCAUCUUCGUCGGUUAUGGGGUCCGCCCGUGGAGGACCUAAUCAUCGAACCAAGGUACCUUGUAACUUUCACUGUUGGUUAUGGUCAGAAAGACAAUGUUGAUGCUGCAGUGAAAAAGUUCUCCAAGAACUUCACUAUUGUUUUGUUUCACUAUGACGGUCGGACUAGUGAGUGGGACCAGUUUGAAUGGUCAAAACGGGCAAUCCAUAUAAGUGCUCCGAAGCAAUCUAAAUGGUGGUUUGCUAAACGCUUUCUGCAUCCUGACAUCGUGGCACCCUAUGACUACAUCUUCAUUUGGGACGAGGAUCUGGGCGUGGAGCAUUUUGAUGCAGAGGAGUACCUG
Messenger RNA from Neltuma alba, 849 nucleotides. RefSeq lists its product as uncharacterized. NCBI's taxonomy places the organism in Eukaryota, Viridiplantae, Streptophyta, Magnoliopsida, Fabales, Fabaceae. The record is from RefSeq and is a predicted model, not a curated record. The transcript has 9 exons. The annotation marks the transcript as partial.